AUGGCGUGCACAGUAGCAGCACUAACGCAGAGCGCGCUCAGCGCUCCCGUGGUGGCUGCGAAGGCGGAAAGCUCAUCCGCGUCACAACGAUUAACGGCAUCUCCGCCACCUCGUUCCAUCGGCAGUGGCGAUGCUUCUUCUACACACCGGCCAAGGUCGACGGGAAUCGCGAGGGGCAAGCCCUUUGGAGUUGAACCGCAUAACGAGAUAAGCGAGGAGGAGAAGGCGCGGCUGGUGGCGGCGGCGCAGAAGAAGAUCGCGGCGGAGCUGAAGGAGCGCGAGGAAAAGCUCAAGCAGGACGCCGCCAGGGCGCACCUGGACCACGAGCUCAAGUUCGGCAAGAUGAUGUUCGACCAGGUGCGUACGCGCUCAAUGGCGCAUUACAACAAGGUGUUGAAGCAAGCAGGCGAGCAGUCAUACCACCACGGCGAGGCCACCCUCCAGAAGGCUGCCUGCCUGGAGAAGCUCGGGCGGGAGGCCGAGGCCAAGAGCCUGUACGAGUCGCUCAUCCAGUUCCGCGCGCCCUACCCCAACAUCAAGCGCCGCGCCGCACAGGCUCUCUUCGGCACGGACGCGGAGGAGGCGAAAGAGACGUCGCUGUUUGAUGAUUAUAUGUACCGCAUGUUCCUGUCGGGGUUUGGGCGGUAUAUGCCCAAGACUAAGUAUGUGGAGACGAAGCAGGAGAAGAUGCUGAUUCAGCUGCUGCCAUGGACGAUUCUGGCCAUGGCGCCGUUGCUGUUUGUGUGGCUCAUGAUUCGAGGCAACUAG
Molecule: messenger RNA, 768 nt
Organism: Closterium sp. NIES-65
Lineage: Eukaryota; Viridiplantae; Streptophyta; Zygnematophyceae; Desmidiales; Closteriaceae
Source: the annotation of a GenBank genome assembly